GUUAAGCAAGUGGGACGAAAGGUGAUGGCUUGCGGCAGUGUUCAGCCGUAUUCGUUCGAACUCAUGUGUCAUGUUAUGACACCAUCGAAAUUAAAGUCAAACAUGUAGAAACACCCGGAAAAAAAAUAAUUUGUAAAUAAAGACUCGUCAUCCGUCUUUUUUAUUUGCAUUAGAGAAGUCGACGUCUUGAAAGAGUAACCCGAAAAAGGCAGCAAGAAGUUUAGUUUGGAGUAUCACUUGUACCGUAAUCCCCCUGGUAUCCGAUGUGCAAAACAAGCAAUGAAAACGCAGAUGACACCGGAAAAAUAAGUAAAUAAACACUCAUUCCUCUCACGCCAAGCCGCACCGCGUUCCUCAGGCGCGCCGAGUGUUCCUUAAGUGCCAAUUUUGCCAAGUUAGUGUUAUCAUUGGUGUCUUCGGUGCCUCCUGUCGCACUCUGAAGUUGCCUGCGGCUGUUGGGGAUUUACGACCCUGUUCAGAAAAGCGAGUCAAAACACGGUGUCAGUGGAUUACCCAGUGUUCUAAGAAUAUAGAAGUUAAAGAAGGGAGUAGCAAGUAUUUUAUUCUGCCAAGUGUAGAAGGGAGUGUCUGGAGUGAAGGAGUGGAGACUGGAGGUGGAGUUCGCGGGCAGGAGGUCCAUCUUACGCCAAGGUGGAGUCCCCAGCAUCGCCACCACACCCAUGUGUCCCGCCACUCAUGCCCGCUAACGCUCCCGACGACCUCGCGACGCCCGCGCCCGCGCCGAGCAUGAGGAGCCAGCUCAGUCACGCCCAUUCUGAGGUGCGGCUGGGCGUGGAGCUGUGGGAAGUGGGCGAGCCGCUGGGUCGUGCUGCCGGGGAUCCAGGCGGCGGCGAGGGCGUAGGGGGCGCCUUGAGCCCCCCGGGUGAUUCCCAGGGGGGUCCAGGCGGGCCCGGAACCACCCGCAGUGACUCUUCGCGAAGCGACACCUCGUCCUCAGGAGCCUCGUCUUCGUGCUGCUCCUCCUCAGGCGGUCCCCGCCGUCCCUGCCUGCACGCGGCCUUGUCCGACCCUGGCUACGAGUCGGCGCAUCUCCCCGACGACGACCGCGACGACCCCGAGCACUUACGGCGGCAGCAGCAGCAGCUCUGCCACAGUGGGGGGGGCAUGUCCCUGCGGGAGCGCUGCGAGGGGCGCGACGGCUCCCCGCUGCACCAAGGCCUCACGCGGUCGCGCUCCUUCGGCGGCCUCCUGAGUCACCGCAGGUCGGGCUCCGAGGCGGGCUCCCCGCAGCAGACGCUGGGGCGGGCGGGAUGGGCAGGCGCGGGCGUGCUGGGGCAGGCCGUGUCGUCGCCCCGGGACGUACGCCGCGUGCUGUCGCUCCCGCCGCACGUCAAGGUUCCCAAGUCGCCGCGGCCGGAACGCGCGGCGCAGAUCAGCGCGAGCGUGGCCGCCGGCCUUCGGGAGUGCGUGUCCGUCACCCGGCAGGACCUCGACUCGCUCCGACAGACACAACAGGAUUCCCAGCUGCAGCAGCAAAUAAAAGCAGCCGAGCGCUACCUCAAGAGGAUAGAGUAUCAUCUGAGUAAACUGGAAGAUUUGCAAGACCAGUACACGCUGCACCAGAAACUGCGUGAUGGGGUCAGAACAAUGGCAUAUGCUUAUGCCCUUUCACCUGGGAAGGAGAAAGCAUCUGCUCUCAGUAAUGUACGUUCAGGGUAUAGGGAAUGUACAGAAACACUUUGUGCGCUGGAAGUCCAGAUCGAGCAGUUGAUUGGUACAUUAACAUUAGAAAUGAAAGGUAUUCAAGGUUUUGCACGAUUGUGUCCAGGAGAUGUGUUUGAAGUAACCCUAAAGCAUGGGACACAGAAGUGGAAGUCUCGUGGACGAGUGUGCAAGGACAACUCUCAGACGUGGGACAACCAGAGGACUGUCAUCAAGGGACUUAUUGGGGAAAUGUUGCUUAUAAAGGCAGUUGAAGUUCGAGUUUUGGGUAAGACGGUUGUGAUAGGCAACAAGGUGUGUGAGACGAAAGACCUCUUCUCACCACAUCCACAGCUCAUGACUGUCAACCUUAAUCCUUCUGGCUCACUUAAACUCAACAUUGUUAUUACGUGGAACCCACUUGAUGGUGUAGUUGAGGACACCUUGGUCAGAACACCAAGCAUGUCUGCUACAUCACCUGGCAAUAAGCGCAGAACACCAGUACUGCAUACCCUCAGCUCAUCCCCUCCACACACUGUUGGAAGUGUUCCCUCCGGCAAGGACAGUGGUUUGUCCCCAGAGUGUGAUCACGAUAGCAGUUUUGGUAGUAUGUCCGCACGUAGCUCAACUGCAGACAGUGCAAGUCCAUUGUCUGAAUAUCGAGGUCUGCUCUCUUCUCACGCUGCAUUGUCUACAAGAACAGAUAGCAACAGUCCUGUCUCUGAUUACCAGGGACUUUCAAGGAGAACAGACAGUCAGGAUUCUAUACUAUUUGAUGGGCGAGAUUCAGCUAGCCCACAGUGUGACAAUACUGGAAACUUCACUCUUGUACGGAAGAAGGAGAGUCGUGUUGAGCAGUGGGCUAGAUACUCACAGUUCAGCAUCUCUCAGGGCUCUAACAUGGAUCUGAUGUCUCGAUCCUUCUCCCACAUGUCCUCAUACUCAGCUGGUCUCUCUCCCACAAUGUCCCAGUCCCUUUCUCACCAACUGGACCUGCUCGGCACAGAGCCCGAGUCACUAAGAUGGGGGGAUGGGCAGCAUUGGGAUGAGGCCAACCCACCUCUUACUCUUAAAAAGGUUGUAAGUCGACUGCGAACUUGCUUAGAAGACAUCCAGGGACAAUUUCCACAGCUUCAUACUUUGGAGGAGGCUGUCUUGGAACUGGAUGAUAUGUGCAGGAAUUGCCGAAGCAGACGUGACAGCAACACUUCCGAAAUUAGCCUUUCAGUUGAAUCUGCGUUAGAAUGCUUCGACUUCCUUAAUGCUGAAUGUGAUGAUGAUUUUGAAGAUGAUAAUCCAGAUGCAUGUGAGGAAAAGAAGAAAAAAGAAGCAGCAGCUGUGUUUGCAGGUCCAUCAUUACCAGACACAAGUCAGCCUCUGGUCACUGGUACACCGCAGUUGGAUUCUUUCCUCUACACUCAUCUGAAACAUGCUCUUCAGUUGUUGCAACAUCUUGGAUCAUUUGGGCCCCUCAGGAGUAAGGAACGACACUCAUUACAGCUCCUGGAGAAUGAAGGGCAACUUGUGGCAAGAGUUUUAGCUCAUAGACACAACUUUGACAGUCUUAAACCACAGCAUAUUAUCACAGUUCCACAUGUACAGGUUCUCUGGGACUCUGUGUCUGGAGGAGAUGAUUGGUGCAUCCAAGGACAAGCAGUUGUAAAUGGCUUACAGCAGCUCGUGUCAACUUUAGUGGAUCCAACAGUACCAGGUUUAGCAAGAAGAGUGCUGGAAGACAUUGUAAGAUCAAUGACUGAUUGUGAAGAAUAUGAUGGAAAUUCAGUAGUGACUGUUGGCCACUUCCUUCAACACCUGCAUCGGCCUCUUCAGCACACUGUGCCAGCUACAGCACACAAUCUUGCAAUUGCUGACCUUCUGCUGUCUGCAAACACAGCAAAAGUGGAAGCUGGUCUGCAACAAAUCAAAGAACCCACAAAUUUCCACAUCAAGAUUAUUGGUCAUCUGCUAGCAGGCCCAUCUGAGCUGCGCCAUGUUACAACCAAUUUUGUAAAUGGUCUAGCCCAUGAUAACCAACUAAUGAACAUGAUUCUCGAGUUGUGUCUCUUACUCUUGGAAUCUGGCCGUACAAGUGACCGUGAGGCAGCCUGUGUCCUGCUAGGUGUAUUAGCACCAAUUGUCCCCUUAAACACAGAAAAUAAAGAGACUGAUUCAAAAAGAUCAAGCAAGAGCUCCAACAAAGCCAAGAAACAUUCCUCAGCAAGUCAGGAAGGAACCCCUGAAUGGCCCAACCCCAUUGAGGUUUUGUCAUUCUUGCAACAGAACGAUUCCAGUGGGGAAGUAAGGGAAGCGGCGAGGCGAGGACUGCUCAGUUUGGGUGCAGAGGGUCAGACAGCACUGCAACAAGUCCAGCUUUCAUCACAUGGGUUUCAAGGCAUUGAAGUAAAGGAAAGAACCAAGCUGUAAGGCAAUUAAUGCUCUACUUCUGUGGGUACAGCACAGCGGUGCAGCUUAGAGUGGGCAGAGUUAGUAAAUCAAACCCUUUUCCAGUACUGAUAGUGUCUGGAAAUGCUAUAUACAAAGAAGAGCAUUGAAAUUUCCUCUUUUCAUUAUUUUUUAAAUAUGUAUAGUUCAACUAUUUCAUGUAUAUGUUGUUCCUCUAUAUUGCUUUUCCAGCUUUUUUUCUGGAAUAAAUAUGAUAAAGUGCUGAUUGGUAAUAUUAUUGGUUAAAACAAAAUGUUUGAUUAAUGCUAGAUACUGUAUAUGUAUACCAUGCCAAUAAUAGGUCUUAGCCAACAGCUGUUCACUCAACCCUCUAUUAUCUGAGUAAAAAUAUAAAUAUAUAUAUUAAUUUUUGAAAUGCAAAUGUGAUAUGUGUAAAUAAAUAAAUAAAUAUGUUAUAUUUAAUACAUUAUCAAAAACUUAUCUAUAAACAUAUAGAUGCAUGUCAGGGCUAAUGACUCACUGAUUUUGCCGUUCUUGGACAAUAGAGGAGUGUGUUAAUAUGCUACAUCUGCUCUCUAGCAUAACUCAGUGAGCCUAAGAACUUGCUAUUAUACAAUGAGUUAUGCACAAUUUACUGUAACCAGUGAAAUGUUUUUACAACACUUUCUUAGUGUUAUUGAGGUGUAUUUUUUUUUUUUUUUAAGCACCAUAUACUCUAUGCCAUUUUACAUACUGCAUGUAUAAAUCUUGUACCAUCUUACAAAUUUAUUUUAUAUGUGAUUUAUGAUUUCCAGCAAAUUUUAUCUAGUCCUGUAAUAUGUAAGUGCAAUUUUUAAUUCAUAUACUUGAAUCAUUUGCUUGCAAGUCUUUGUUUGAUGGACUUUGCAAUUUCCAUGUUACUGUUAUAUGAUGCUUGUAACAUGUAUUCAAAUAGAUUAGGGAAGACAUGAAAAGAAAAAAAUUCCACCCACAGUGAGUACUACAACUCUGGCUUUCACCCAACCCAUGUGUGAUUGUGCUUACUGUUGUCAAUAGCAAUGUAUGUUGCAGCACCUGCAGCCCUGUUGUUCCUGUAUAUACUGUAUGUUAAAACAUUGUUCACCCUGUAUAUUGUUCUCCUAGCAUAAGUGUGAAAAUAUUAUACACUGUCAUUUUAUGUGUAAAAUAAAAUGAUUGUCAGUUGCAUUUGUUUCAAAGACAAUACAGCCUCAACCUUCUGCAACAGUUGGGAGUAGUUAUAAACCAAACUGAAGAUCAAUAGUUUUAUUAAAUAUCUUAGCAUUUUAUCUUGUUGGUACCACUUCUGCUAGUUUUGAGAUAAAAUGAACCCUAUGGAAUGCCAUGCAUAAAAUAUAUGUUGUAUAAAAAAUGUGUAUAUUAAAGAUAAAAUACAUACA
Molecule: messenger RNA, 5462 nt
Organism: Penaeus chinensis
Lineage: Eukaryota; Metazoa; Arthropoda; Malacostraca; Decapoda; Penaeidae
Product: rho family-interacting cell polarization regulator 2-like
Exons: 18
Coding region: 697-4086 (1129 amino acids)
Source: RefSeq, a predicted model, not a curated record